This is a messenger RNA of Glarea lozoyensis ATCC 20868, 2418 nucleotides long. RefSeq lists its product as uncharacterized. Gene Ontology annotation, cellular component: transcription factor TFIIIC complex. Lineage: Eukaryota; Fungi; Ascomycota; Leotiomycetes; Helotiales; Helotiaceae. The record is from RefSeq and is a predicted model, not a curated record. The transcript is spliced from 6 exons. Bases 1 to 2418 code for a protein of 805 amino acids. Gene Ontology annotation, biological process: transcription initiation at RNA polymerase III promoter.
AUGGUGAAUCUCGACGAUAAAGCUUUCGGGUUACUCGCUGUGACGAAUGGACAGUUUCCCGGCGUACAGUAUGCCCUUUCCUACACUCAAAGCGCUCAACUCAGCUUCCUACUUUGUCCACCACGGCAGGCUGGCUAUCAGGCUGCGAGGAUCCGGGAAUCGGAAGCGUGUCGGGAUAGGGACACAGGAGGGUCUCUGGCCGCCGUAGAUGAAGUAUGCGAGAUUGGAAAAUAUUCGCAACUAAGCUCCGGCUCCCUCAUUCCCAUGUCAUUACGAAGACAAUUUUCUUGCAACAAAGCUCUGGGGAGGAUAUUCUUAUAUCUUCUCAUCUUUGCUGCCUACUCUUUAGACCCAGAAGUUUGCCGGGAUUCCUUGGUCAACUUCCAUUCACCGUCGAGAGGAAGCUACAACUCGAGCUGGCCGGCCAAUCAUUGCGGCUUGCCAUCCAGCAUGGCCGCCCAAAAUCAUGCUCCGGCUCCAACAUAUAAGGUUGGCCAAAGAGAUAUAAACGCGGUGGAGCACCCAAUGGUAGUGAAGAACUUCAACAAGGCACUCGCAACUUUUGGGUCGGACAAUCCUUUUGACAGGGCAAUAUGUUUUGAGAUGGAGAGAUCUCGUGAUCCGCCUCGUAUUGAAUAUGAUCAAUUGACACGGGAUCGGAUUGUAAAGGCGGAUGAGCCUCAAAAGGGUAUACCUCUAUACUUGAGACCAAGCGACCCCUUGUGCGCUCCCAUUACCUCUCAUAAUGCUGCGACGAACAAUCUUCUCAUCAAAGUCACAGUACCUAAAAGGACUGGCCGAAAGCGAAAGCGUGGAUCUCAGGAUGUCUUUCUAGAUGCCGGCCCAGCUUUAAAUCAGAACGGGACUCUAACCGGGGCUGCACGGAUCCAUCCGAUCGAGUUGCUACAAAUGCUCAAGGAUAACUCGGAAAGUUACUCUGUCGACGUAGUCGGAAAGAUACACCAUACACAGAGAUUUCGAGACCCUGCCGACUUCCAACAGUCUACAAAACACACUGACUUCUUUCCUCGGUUAAGAGAUACUGUAUUAACAGGCCAUGUGGAAAAAAUUAGAGAGUUCCAGCUUGACCCCUCGAGGGGUCCGAAACGGAAAGAUGAAAUCAUGCCUCCGCCUUUCUUCACAAAUCAAUCUUUGCCGCUUAUUUGGAAUUGGCAACCUGAUCCACCUGAAGAUACCGGACUCCAGCAGGUUCCUUCUCGCUCGAAGGCAAAUGCAGCUCCACGGAGGAGAAAUUACAAUCCUACCCUCAACUCUAUUCACCCCGAUGCAGAUUGUCCAAUGGAGCUUCCUGACGAUGUCUCGAAUAAGUACGCAAAAGCGUUACAGCCGAUGAUGUCGCUGUUACAAGAAGUCUUCAACGAACGUCCAAUCUGGGCAAGAGAAGCAUUGGCGUUGAGAGUCUCGCAAUCCCCCCAUAUGGCAACACUGAAAAAGGCCCUUCAAUACGUUUCGUAUCGAUUUACUGCUGGUCCUUGGCGAGACUGCUUAAUUAAGCGUGGUGUCGAUCCUAGGCGAGACCCAGUAUAUCGAGCCUACCAGACCAUCUACUUCAGGGUUCAUAACGAGGAGAAGGCGGAAAAGAAAUGGUACCAGCCGUCGCGAUACACAGGCUCUCAAAAUCAUGCUAUAAGUCCUAUCCAGACGUUUGAUGGCAAAUCAUUCACGCCAGGCAACAGGACUUGGCAGGUCUGCGAUAUUUCAGAUCCACUACUUGAACGCCUUAUCAAGACUGCACCGGUUCGACAAUCCUGCGACAACGCGUGCGAUGGUUGGUUCACAAAUGGUGCUUUGGCCAAAAUCAGGUCUAUCAUGAGGACAAAACUCGACGUGAUUCAAUUAGGAAAAGAGGUUACUGAUGAGGAGUUUGCUGUCACUCUCGAAUUUCCAGAUGCUGUCGCUGGAAAACGAGACCACCGGGACAUAGUUGUUCCAUUACCUGACGUUUAUCCGAGCAACGAAGAGAUCACCAAAAUGAGUCAAAAAGGCAUCCAUCUCAUACGGACCGGUGCAAGAAAAGCGACUUUGGGCAAAGGCCCCUUGCGAUCCAGAAAUCGCACUGCACUUCGACACGCUAUCACUACGUACGAAGAUACCGACGAAGACGACCCAAUGGAAUACCCGAGAUUUUCACGCUUUACAUCAGGCGAGGAUGAAAACAAUGGCGAUCCGAUUCAAGGAACUGGCAUUCCAGCAACCUCUUUUGGCGAAGCAUACAUCGGGCAAACCCAGCAGGAUGAUGACGGUAGCGAGAAUAAACUGUUGUAUGGCGAAAACGAACAGAUGAUGCCAGGUUCCUUCGAUGGUGCUGAAGACGCUCCGUCGGAUUCUGAGCGGAGCGAGCUUGGGUCUGAUGAAUAUGGAGAUUCUGAGCUUGAUACGCCUAGUAGAACUUACUAA